Molecule: messenger RNA, 1491 nt
Organism: Fraxinus pennsylvanica
Lineage: Eukaryota; Viridiplantae; Streptophyta; Magnoliopsida; Lamiales; Oleaceae
Source: the annotation of a GenBank genome assembly
AUGGGGUUGAAAACGGCAACGUUUGGUGGAGAUAGAUUGGAGAAGUUGAGGAAUAGUGGAAUGGUAUCAAGGCCAAGAAUGAAGCUGUGGAUGGUAAGGGCUACGACGUCGGUUUUGCUAUGGACUUGCUUGGUUCAGUUGACAGCACUGGGUGAAACUUGGGGGCCUCGAGUGUUAAAGGGAUGGCCCUCUUGCUUUUCACAAGAAUCGGCCAUGGCCGGCAGGGACGGCGCUGUGGCUGUCGCCUUGGAUGUUAAAUCCUUGCCGGAGCUGCCGGUUAAAGUUUUGCCUCCGAAGAGAGUUUACAAGAACAAUGGCUACCUGAUGGUUUCGUGCAACGGAGGGCUCAACCAAAUGCGGGCAGCGAUAUGUGACAUGGUUGCAAUUGCUAGACAUUUGAACGUUACAUUGAUAGUUCCUGAACUGGAUAAGGCUUCAUUUUGGAACGAUCCGAGUGAGUUCCAAGACAUAUUUGAUGUUGAUCAUUUCAUUACUUCCUUGAGAGACGAAGUGCGGAUAUUAAAGGAGCUACCUCCAAGGGUCAAGAGGAGAGUCGAGCUAGGAAUGAUCUAUAAUAUGCCCCCCAUUAGUUGGUCUGACAUUUCUUACUAUCAGAAUCAGAUUCUUCCCUUAAUUCAGAAAUAUAAAGUUGUACAUUUGAACAGAACCGAUUCUCGGCUUGCCAAUAAUGCUCAACCCAUGGAGAUUCAAAAGCUCCGUUGCCGAGUAAACUUUGGUGCUUUGAGAUUCACUCCUCAAAUAGAAGAAUUGGGUAGAAAAGUCAUCAAAAUACUUAGGCAAAAUGGUCCAUUCAUAGUACUUCAUCUCAGAUACGAAAUGGACAUGUUGGCCUUUUCUGGCUGUACUCAGGGCUGCAACAAGGAGGAGGUUGAAGAAUUAACAAGAAUGAGAUAUGCUUAUCCUUGGUGGAAAGAGAAGAUCAUAAAUUCCGAUUUGAAAAGAAAAGACGGUCUCUGUCCUUUGACGCCAGAGGAAACUGCUCUCACAUUAAGGGCUUUAGACAUUGAUCAUAAUAUCCAGGUUUACAUUGCCGCUGGAGAAAUAUAUGGCGGAAAAAGAAGAAUGGCGAGUCUUAGAGCAGCCUAUCCAAAUGUGGUCAGGAAGGAGACGUUAUUGGAGCCUUCAGACCUUAGAUUUUUUCAGAAUCACUCGUCUCAAAUGGCAGCGCUCGAUUAUCUCGUUUCAUUGGAGAGCGAUAUCUUUGUUCCUACAUAUGAUGGAAAUAUGGCUAAAGUUGUUGAAGGUCAUCGCAGAUAUCUUGGAUACAAGAAAACAAUUUCGUUGGACAGAAGACUUCUAGUCAAUUUAGUAGACCAAUAUAAUUCUGGUUCGCUCACUUGGAACGAGUUCUCUACUGCUGUUAAGGAUGCUCAUGCGGAAUGCAUGGGAAACCCAGCAAAAAGUCGUGUAAAGGAGCUGCCCUCGACUCAAUCAUGGCGAGUAAAGGAGGAUUUUGGUGGUGCACUUUAA